Macroventuria anomochaeta is the source of this 1677-nucleotide messenger RNA. Its product is annotated as DUF618-domain-containing protein. Gene Ontology annotation, molecular function: RNA polymerase II C-terminal domain binding. Gene Ontology annotation, cellular component: RNA polymerase II, holoenzyme. The transcript has 3 exons. Gene Ontology annotation, biological process: mRNA 3'-end processing. The coding region runs from base 186 to 1499 and encodes 437 amino acids. NCBI's taxonomy places the organism in Eukaryota, Fungi, Ascomycota, Dothideomycetes, Pleosporales, Didymellaceae. The record is from RefSeq and is a predicted model, not a curated record.
CAAACCCAUCAACCACACGUCAUCAGGGCAUUUGUGCAGCAGACACAGGCAGUUGUUGCAGGCUGGAAAGGUGCACUUAAGCUUCUACACGGCACAAGCUAUCAUCAGAGUGUCCUGUUUGUAAACGUGCUCGCGUGAGCGCCUGGUUACAGUAGUGAUUAUUGUCAACGCGUGAUACCCUCAGCAUGGCCUUCACAGAGGACAGCCUCAAGGCGAAGCUAUCGUCGCUCAACGAGACGCAAGAUUCCAUCUCCACAGUCGGCCAGUGGAUCCUCUUUCACAGACGACAUGCCGAACGCAUUGCAGCAGUAUGGCUACAGCGUAUGAAAGAAUCACCACCGAACAAGAAGCUAGUUCUGAUCUACCUCGCCAAUGAAAUCACCCAGACCUCGAAGAUGCGCAAGAAGGAGGAGUUCCUCCGAGCAUACGAACCCAUCAUCGUCGAAGCCACGACAGUAGCUUACAAAGGUUCACCCCACGAUAUCCAAAACAAGGUCAGAAGAGUCGUUGAGGUCUGGCGACAGCGACAGAUUUUCAAUCAGGCCACCCAGCAGGGUAUCGAGAAGGCGAUGAAUGACAUUGACUCGUCAAAAUCAGUCGGUCGUAAACCAGCCCUUGGUGGAAGUCUGUUCUCAAGCUCGACAGUCCCGGCUGAGCUCACACCAGUUGCUCCUCUAGCAACAUCGGUCAACAAGGCAGAUCUUACAGCAAAGCCAGCAGUAGCAUCAGCGAAUCAAGAAUAUGAGAAGGUCACCAACCCCAACUACACUAUUCCUUCGGCGCCUGUACACGCCGCCGGACUAUCAACACUCGUAAAGAAGCUUGCAGUAGCCGAAGGCGCAGUCGCGGAGAGCAUCAAAGCGCGUCAAGCGCUCAUUGCCGGUCUCGAGAACCUCCUCGCAACCAACAAGUCGAAGCUCGAGCAAGACCAAGCCCAAGUCAUCGACCUCAAGACCCGCAAAGACGCCAUAGAAAGUCGCAAGCGCCAAGUCGAAGACGCCAUUCUGCAAGGCCUCUCAGCCAUCGAAACGAACAGGAUCUCCGCUGCCCCCCUUACCGUCGCAACAACCUCGCCCCCCGGCCAGGACCGCCCUCAAGUCGAAGAGCUCACUCCCCCGCCCAUGGAAUCUUUCACUCCCCUCGGCUCACCACAGCAAGCACCCGUCCAAGCCAUCGAGCCCGUCCCAGACAUUGGCGACGACGUGAUGCCCGAACCCGUCUCGAACCCGAUCAUCCCCGAGACCGCGCCUGCGCCCGGAAACACCACAACAUUGCCCGGCUUCGCAACGACCAUGGGCGACACCAACGUGCCGCACGACCUGCUGAAGAGCUUGCAGCAUGCACGGCCAGGGCAGGAAGGGGGCGUGUAUGGACAGCAUUCGUAUGAGACGGCGGUGAAGAAGAGGAAGAUGAGUAACCAGGUUGAGGAUGAGUAUGCGGCGUUUGCGGGGGAUGGGGAUAUGGAUGGGAUUGAUAACAAUUUGGGAGAGCUGAUUUAGGAGGUCAGAUGUGCGGCGCUGGAAGUGGCCGAGCUGUAUCGCGCUUGAGGGGUAUGUCAAGGCUUGACUGGUGUAUAGAUGUGAGUAAGCAGCAGGCUUGUUACUGAAGGAUAUGUAAAGUCAUGCCAUGCGUGAUUUGUAGAUAUCAUUAUCUCGAUAUUGUACAAUGAACAUUGGU